Molecule: messenger RNA, 4561 nt
Organism: Meleagris gallopavo (turkey)
Lineage: Eukaryota; Metazoa; Chordata; Aves; Galliformes; Phasianidae
Gene: GLI2
Product: GLI family zinc finger 2
Biological process (GO): regulation of transcription by RNA polymerase II; smoothened signaling pathway
Cellular component (GO): nucleus
Molecular function (GO): DNA-binding transcription factor activity, RNA polymerase II-specific; RNA polymerase II cis-regulatory region sequence-specific DNA binding
Source: RefSeq, a predicted model, not a curated record
AUUGUAUUUCUUUGUUUCCUCUCCAGGCCUCCUCCCCUGAGCGGCAGCCCCGUCAUCUCCGACAUCUCCCUCAUCCGUCUGUCUCCUCACCCUGCUGGGCCUGGCGAAUCGCCCUUCAGCCCACCGCACCCCUACGUGACGCCCCACAUGGAGCACUACCUCCGCUCUGUACAUGGCAGCCCAACGCUCUCCGUCAUCUCUGCUGCCAGAGGGCUCAGCCCCGCUGAUGUGGCUCAUGAGCAUCUGAAGGAGCGAGGCCUCUUCGGGCUGCCCCCACCGCCACCAGGAGCCAACCCAACCGACUACUACCACCAAAUGACGCUGAUGGCCGGCCACCCCAACCCCUACGGGGACAUCCUGAUGCAGAGCGGUGGAGCAGCCAGCACGGCCCACCUCCACGAGUACCUCAGCCCUGUUGAUGUGUCCCGGUUUUCAAGCCCACGGGUGACUCCGAGAUUAAGCCGAAAACGAGCCCUGUCUAUUUCCCCACUGUCUGAUGCCAGCAUUGAUCUGCAGACGAUGAUCAGGACCUCCCCAAACUCUCUUGUGGCAUAUAUUAACAACUCCAGAAGCAGCUCAGCGGCAAGUGGCUCCUACGGCCAUUUAUCUGCCGGGACAAUAAGCCCUGCAUUCAGCUUUCCCCACCCCAUCAACCCCGUGACGUACCAGCAGAUCCUGACCCAGCAGCGAGGUCUGAGCUCUGCUUUCGGGCAUACUCCUCCCCUCAUCCAGCCGUCUCCCACCUUUCCCCCUCGGCAGCACAUGGCCGUCAUCUCCGUCAACCCACCUCCGGCACAGAUCAGCAGCAACAGCAACUGCAUCUCCGACUCCAGUCAGAGCAAGCAGAGCAGCGAGUCAGCCGUGAGCAGCACCGUCAAUCCUGUAAUUAACAAGCGCACCAAAGUCAAGACCGAAGUCGAGGGCUUGCCCCCAGUAUCCCCAACCACGCAGGAGCAUCUGACAGACCUGAAAGAAGAUCUAGAUAAGGAUGAAUGUAAACAGGAGCCUGAGGUUAUUUAUGAGACGAACUGUCACUGGGAAGGGUGCACAAAGGAAUAUGACACUCAAGAGCAGCUCGUCCAUCACAUCAACAAUGAUCAUAUCCAUGGGGAGAAGAAGGAGUUUGUCUGCCGCUGGCAGGACUGCACGCGGGAGCAGAAGCCCUUCAAAGCUCAAUACAUGCUGGUGGUGCACAUGCGAAGGCACACUGGAGAGAAGCCCCACAAGUGCACGUUUGAGGGUUGCUCCAAGGCUUACUCCCGCCUGGAGAACUUAAAGACACACCUGAGGUCCCACACUGGAGAAAAACCUUACGUCUGUGAACACGAAGGCUGCAAUAAAGCCUUUUCCAAUGCCUCGGAUAGAGCCAAGCACCAGAACAGGACACAUUCCAAUGAGAAACCCUAUGUCUGUAAAAUCCCUGGCUGCACAAAGAGGUACACAGACCCUAGUUCGCUCAGGAAACAUGUCAAGACUGUACACGGACCUGAUGCCCACGUCACAAAGAAACAGCGCAACGACGUGCACCCAAGGCCACCUCCUCUCAAGGAAAAUGGGGACAAUGAGGCGAGUGCCAAGCAGAGCAGUAAGGUGUCAGAGGAGAGCCCCGAGGCCAACAGUACCACAAGGAGCAUGGAGGAUUGCUUACAAGUCAAGACGAUAAAAACAGAGAAUUCUGUGAUGUGUCAGUCCAGUCCUGGUGGCCAGUCAUCAUGCAGCAGUGAGCCGUCACCCCUGGGCAGCACCAACAACAAUGACAGUGGAGUAGAAAUGAACAUGCACAGCGGGGGAAGUCUGGGAGAUCUGACGGCGUUGGAUGACAACGCUCCUGUUGUGGACUCAACGGUCUCAUCUGGUAAUUUGACAGUCAGCCUGCAACUGAGGAAACACAUGACAACAAUGCAACGACUUGAACAGCUCAAGAAAGAGAAACUCAAGACAGUUAAGGAUUCUUGCUCAUGGGUGAACCCAGCUCCACAAGGCAGAAACACCAAGCUGCCUCCCAUCUCAGGAAAUGGCUCUAUUCUAGAAAACAGUGGUGGUUCUUCUGCUACGCUGCCUAAUCCAAGAAUAAUGGAGCUGUCUGUCAAUGAGGUUACGAUGCUGAAUCAAAUCAAUGAGCGCCGUGAUAGUACGACAAGCACCAUCAGCUCUGCCUACACCGUGAGCCGCAGAUCAUCAGGGAUUUCCCCAUACUUCUCCAGCCGCCGCUCCAGCGAGGCUUCACAGCUCGGGCACCGUCCCAAUAACACGAGCUCUGCUGACUCUUAUGACCCGAUUUCAACGGAUGCUUCUCGCCGGUCAAGUGAGGCGAGCCAAUGCAGCGGGAUGCCGGGCCUACUCAACCUCACACCAGCUCAGCACUACAGGCUGAAAGCCAAGUACGCUGCUGCCACAGGGGGCCCUCCUCCAACACCUCUUCCAAACAUGGAGAGGAUGACCUUGAAGAACAGAAUCUCACUAAUGGAUGGGCCAGAGCCCACCUUGCCCUCCAUUCGCCUCCCACCAGGCCCCAGGCGUUGCAGUGAUGGCAACACCUAUGGCUAUACAUCCGCUGCAGCAUUUCCCCAUGAGGUUCCAGGCAACUGCACGAGACGGGCAAGCGACCCAGUGAGGAGACCUGCUGGAGAGCCCCAGGCCCUCCCAAGGGUUCACCGCUUCAACAGCACCAACAGCAUGAACCCCUUCCAUCCUCCACAUCCUGCAGACAGGAGGAAUUUCAGCAUGCAGAGCUAUGGGCGCUCUGAUGGGAGUCUUGCCCGGCACAACUACUCGCCCCGGCCACUGAGCAUCAGUGAAAACAUCGCCAUGGAAGCCAUGUCUGGGGAGGCAGAGGUGCCCGUUGGAGAUGAUGACAUUAUGCUGCCAGAUGAUGUGGUACAGUACAUCAAAUCUCAGAAUAACGGGACAGCAGCUGAGAGCACUUCCAUGGGGUACAGCAAUGAGAUGCAGAGCUUCCAGGGAGGUGGGAAGCUGCAGCCACCAGCCUUUCCCAACCAGCGCAGGAUGGCGGUGGCCGAGGCGAGCGUGAGCCAUUUGGGGCCCAUGAUGGCAGAAUGUCCCAUGAGCUUUGACACGGCCUCAGACAUGAAUAAAAAUAACAUGCCUGUCCAGUGGAACGAAGUAAGCUCGGGUACAGUUGAUCUUAUGUCCAAUCAAUCAAAGCAGCAGUUUUCACAAGGGAACUUAGCAGUGGUCCAGCAGAAGCAGAACUUUGGUCAGUACCAGAGCUACAACCAGCAGCAGAUGCAGCUACCAGAGAACAGCAUGAAUGUAACACAGCAGAGCUUUAUGCAAAGAAAUGUGGGCAUGGAUGGGCAGAGGCUAAACUGUAUGCAGCUGCGGCAGCAGCCGAUGAGCCUAGGCCCAGGGAUGAACCCUGAUCUGGGCUCGCAGGCAGGGUAUAACCAAGCUCAUCAGAUGCUGAGCCCCAGUGCAAUCAACGGAAACCCAAAUCAGCUCUCUCCAUCUUGUAGCAACAUGGCGACAAAGCCUGGGCCCCACCUCCACCCUCAGCAAAUAGACAUGGCGACCGACCCAUCCUUAAUGGUCAGCAGCAACAGCGAGCGCACAAUGCUGAACCAGGUCAUGCACGAACCGAGCCAGCAGAACUACUCAUCUCAGCCAACCCACAUGAACUUCCCCAUGGCUCAGGAGGCUUUCCAUCAGCCCAUCAUGCCCUCCAACCAGCAGAGCUUUGAGCCCCAGCAGAGCAUGAUGGGCUCAGCGCAGACGUAUCCAACUGGCAUGGUCCAACCUCGUCCCCCCGCUGAGCCCAGCCCGGCCAACAGGCCUCGAGGCCUCCGCACCGUACAGCAGCUGGGCUACAUGAGAACUCCUCACCCUACAAACACCAUGAGCCCAGGCCAGGAGGCGAUGGAGGCUGUGCAUAAAAGAACCGGCGACAUGUUGCCAGCAUCAACCCAACAGUGUGCAGAUGGCACGAGGGAAAAUAAUUUGAUGUACUAUUAUGGUCAAAUCCACAUGUACGAACAAAACAGCGGCUUUGAUAAUCACUCGGACUGCAGGGUCAGGCAGCAGCAGUGCGCACUGAGCAGCAAGCCGGCCGCUCUGCCAUCCCCGGGCACCAACCAGGUGUCCAGCACGGUGGACUCGCAAGGUCUUGAGCCGCCCCAGAUAGAUUUUGAUGCCAUCAUGGACGAUGGGGACCACUCGAGCCUGAUGUCAGGAACCCUGAGCCCCAGCAUCCUGCAGAACCUCUCCCAGAACUCCUCUCGCCUGACGACUCCACGAAACUCUCUGACUCUGCCCACCAUACCCACGGGAAUAAGCAAUAUGGCAAUAGGAGAUAUGAGCUCCAUGCUGACCACCCUGGCAGAAGAGAGUAAAUUUCUCAACAUGAUGUCCUAACAGUAAAGCACAAGGCCUGAGCGCUAUCCAAGGGGUCUGUGUAAAGCAGGUUUAUCAAUGUGCUUUUGAAAAAUAAUCUGUUCCAAUAGAGUAGACUUGUUUGUUUUUUUUUGUUGUUUUUUUGUUUGUUUGUUUGUUUGUUUUUUGUAAGUAUUAAAUACCUUAAAGGGAUUUAAAGUAAAAAAAAAAA